AUGGUGCGGAACUUCCUGGCCGGCGGCGCCGCGGUCAGCGUCAUGUCGCGCAUGCUCGGCGUGCGGCAGAUCGUCGCCGACGCCGGCAUCGCCGCGGACAGUCUGCCGGACCAUCCGGACCUGCGCUCCGUGCGUGCCGGGCGCGGCACCGGCGACAUCAGCCGCGGCCCGGCGAUGUCGCCGGAGCAGCGGAGCGCUGAGGCGCGGCGUGAGCCUCGCCGCCGAGGCGGCGACGCGGGCGCGGACCUGAUCGCCACCGGCGACAUGGGCAUCGGCAACACCACCGCGGCCAGCGCCAUCACCGCCGUGAUGACGGGAGCCUCGCCCGAGCACUCCACCGGUCCGGGCACCGGCCGCACGCCGGAGGAGCUGCGCCGCAAGGUGGCGGUGGUGCGCCGGGCGCUGGAGCACAACGCGCCCGACCCGGCGAUCCGCUCGGCGUGCUGGCGAAGCGCCCUGCUGGUGGCCGCGCUCGCCGCCCUGACCCGGCGCGCCCUCCACCUGGACGGCUUCAUGGACACCUGCGACGCCCUUCUCGGCGGCUUCGACCGCGAGCGCCGCCUGGAGAUCCUGCGCGAUCCCCACGUGGGCGCGUUCGCGGUGGUCGGCGUGGUCUGCCUGCUGCUGGUCAAACUGGCGGCGCUCACCGACCGCGCUGCCGGAGGGGAGCCGGACGGGCAUCCUGAUCCUUCGUUCCCGUACGCGCGGCGCGAGGGGCUCGGCACGCCGUUCGUGAGCCGCAGCAGCCGGUUCGGGCCGUGGGCCGGCCUGCUGAUCGCGGCGGCGGCCGCCGUCGCCCUGACCGGACUGCCGGGGCUGGCGCUGGCGGCGCUGGCCGCUGCGGUCGCGUGGGCCGGCGGUGCGUGGGCGACCCGGCAGCUCGGCGGGGUGACCGGCGACAUCUACGGCGCGGUGAACGAGACGGCCGAGGUCGCCGUCCUGGGGCUCGCCGUGCUCGUGCUCGGGUAG
This is a messenger RNA of Geodia barretti, 969 nucleotides long. The record is from the annotation of a GenBank genome assembly. NCBI's taxonomy places the organism in Eukaryota, Metazoa, Porifera, Demospongiae, Tetractinellida, Geodiidae.